Molecule: messenger RNA, 2298 nt
Organism: Argentina anserina (silverweed cinquefoil)
Lineage: Eukaryota; Viridiplantae; Streptophyta; Magnoliopsida; Rosales; Rosaceae
Product: FT-interacting protein 3-like
Exons: 1
Coding region: 1-2298 (765 amino acids)
Source: RefSeq, a predicted model, not a curated record
AUGGCUAAUCAGGAAGACUUUUCCCUCAAGGAAACCAGCCCGAACAUUAGUGGCCGGAGGGUCUCCUCCGGUCCAGUGUCUAAUUUUGAUCUAGUGGAGCACAUGCACUAUUUGUAUGUGAGGGUUGUGAAAGCCAGGGAGUUGCCACUUUCCUGUGACCCUUUUGUUGAACUGAAGCUUGGAAACUAUAGAGGUUGCACAAGGCCCUUCCAGAAGACUCCAAACCCAGUAUGGAACCAGGUGUUUGCUUUCUCCAAAGACAGAAUCCAAGAUAUAACUAUGGAGAUUUUGGUGAAGGACAGGGCUGUUGUCGUGGAUGGUCAAGGUCCAGCUACCAUUGGCAAGUUUUCUUUCAUUGUUCCUGAGGCUCCAUUGAGAGUUCCACCGGAUAGUGCUUUGGCACCGGAAUGGUACAGACUUGAUGGUCCAAAUGGGGUUAAGAUUCCUGGAGAGUUGAUGCUGUCCUUUUGGUUUGGAACGCAGGCAGACGAGGUAUUUUCAGAAGCUUGGCAGGCUGAUGUUGCUGCAGUCAGUGGGGAUUGUGUUUCCACUACGCGUUCCAAAGUUUAUCUUUCACCUAGGCUUUGGUAUCUUAGAGUGAAUGUGAUAGAAGCUCAGGAUCUGAUACUAAAAUUCAGUAAGGUAGAGACAUCACAGUUGUUGGUAAAAGCAUAUCUUGGAAAUUUGAGUACGAUGACUAGAGUUUCUAAAAAUAAAAGUAUAAACCCAGAGUGGAAUGAAGACCUAAUGUUUGUUGCAGCAGAACCAUUUGAUGAUCCGUUGAUUGUGAGUGUGGUGGAGUUGGUGAACGGAAGGGAUCAACAUUGUAUAGGGAUGUGUGUGAUUCCUCUAAGCGAUGUGGAGAAGAGGAUCGGUGCUGCUCCUCCUGCGAAUAAGUGGUAUAAUCUUUCUGUCAUGGUUCAGGGCCAGGAGACUGAUGUGAGGUUUGCUAGUAAGCUCCACAUGAGGGUUAGUUUGGAUGGGGGAUACCAUGUUAUUGAUGAGCCUAUUAGUAAUAUUAGUGAUCUUCUCCCAUCAUCAAAGUUACUGUGGAGACCUCCUAUCGGGGUUCUGGAGUUGGGAAUCUUGAGUGCUACUGGACUAUCACCUAUUGAGAACAAUAAGCCUUCAAAUCAAGUCUGGCCAUAUUGUGUGGCAAAAUAUGGGACUAAGUGGGUGAAAACAAGGACAGUUGUUGAUAGUUUGGCACCAAAAUGGAAUGAGCAAUAUACCUGGGGAGUCUACGAUCCAUGUACUGUGAUUACCAUUGGAGUUUUUGUCAAUGAGCAUCUACAAUGUGGUAAUGAUAAAGAGGACUCAUGUAUGGGGAAGGUAAGGAUUCGUCUAUCUACUCUCGAAACUAAUAAGGUUUACACAAAUUCUUAUCCCCUUGUGGUUCUAACACGUUCUGGUUUAAAGAAGACGGGUGAAAUCCAACUGGCUGUGAGAUUUUCUUGCUCAUCUCUGCUUAACUUGCUCAAUCAAUAUUCACAGCCUCUGCUCCCCAAACUGCAUUACAUUCUCCCUCUAUCUACAUUUCAGCUUCAUAUCUUGAGAGACCAAGCGGCUCAUGUCAUCAGAUCAAGGUUAAGUCGGGCUGAGCCACCAUUAAGGAAAGAGGUUGUGAAUUACAUGCUGGAUGCCAAUGCACAUCAAUGGAGCGUUAGAAGAGGCAAAGCCAAUUACACCAGGAUCGUCAAACUCUUUGAUGGCUUUGCUGCUAUUUACAAAUGGUUUGAGAAUAUCCGCAAAUGGACUAAUCCCAUUGUCACGGUGAUCGUCCAUAUUUUCUUCUUGCUUGUGCUUUUCUUUCCUGGUGUGUUACUUCCCACUAUUCUUUUCUACUUCUGUGGCAUAGGGAUUUGUCGAUAUCGGACAAGGCCAAGACAGAUUGCAUACAUAAACACCAAAUUGUCUAUUGCCUCCAACAUAACUUUAGAAGACUUGGCUGAAGAGUUUGAUCGGUUUCCAUCAGAACAAACUAACAUUAUUGAACUAAAAAUGAGGUACGAUAAACUUCGAAGCCUUGGGGGAAAGAUUCAGACAUUGCUGGGUGACAUAGCAAAUCAAGGGGAGAGAGUUCAAUCUUUGGUGAGCUGGAGGGAUCCAAGAGCUACAUGUAUGUUUGUCAUCUUUUCUUUUGUUGCUGGGGUAAUAGCUUUCCUUGUCCCUUUCAGAGUCUUAGCCAUUGUUGCAAUCUUUUAUGAGCUAAGGCACCCGAGUUUGCGUAUCGACCUCCCUUCAUUCCCACAAAACUUUCUCAAGAGGAUGCCAGCCAAAUCUGAUACCAUGAUUUGA